UAAAAAUAGUUUAGUAACCUGAACGAAACUACAAGCAUAGAUCAGUGGCCUAUAAUGUAAUUGACCACCUUUUUCCCUCGCACAGUUGAAGGCGUUGGAAAGUGGGGCAACAAACCCGCGCGCUUGCUUCGUUGUCUCCGCCUCCUCUCUCUCUCUCUCUCUCUCUCUUCCUCUGUAUCACACACUUUCCUGUUUCCAGCUUCCAUUGCCCUAAAAACCUUCGCCCCGCCUCUGAAAUCUGGACCGCAAACAGUUGCCGCAUUGUUCUCUCGAUUGCUACACUCUACGCCGCCGCCGCCGUGCAUGAUCUCUUGCCCGGGGCAAGAAAAUGUCGUCGGCGAUUUCCAGUUUCACACCCUGCGGUCGAGGUGGAAUCUCGACGACUCCCGCCGGGAGGAGUCCUCGUCUGGAUUGGCGAGCUUACGCAUCUCCAAUUUCGUUGCCGGCGGCUCAGAAUGAAGCAUUCAGAAUUUCCAGAUUGUCACUCUGUAGUUCAAGCCGAAUGGUGAAAGAUCGAACUGUGAGAAUGGCAUUGGUGGAUGAGCCGAGGCUCGCUCGGGGGACUAGAAUGGCUGAGCAGCCGCCUGGAGUCUUGGCGUAUGAACUUGUCCAAGGACCACUUGUAGAAUGGAGCUCAUCGAGGGACAAAUCAGUAGCUGAUCCACCGACAGCUGUACUUCUUCAUGGGAUUCUGGGUAGCCGGAAGAAUUGGGGUACUUUUGCUAGACGGCUUGCUCAAGAGUUUCCAAUGUGGCAGUUUCUUUUGGUAGACUUGCGAUGCCAUGGUGAUUCUGCAUCAGUCAAGAGGAGGGGAGUGCAUUCUGUUGCAUCAACUGCAUCAGAUGUCUUAAAGCUGGUAGCACAUCUUAGGAUAACACCCCGGGUCUUAAUUGGCCACAGCUUUGGAGGAAAAGUUGUUCUAAGCAUGGUUGACCAGGCUGCCAAGCCUCUUGCAAGGCCAAUCAGAGUAUGGGUUCUAGAUGCCACUCCUGGAAAAGUCCGAGCAGGGGGAGAUGGAGAAGACCAUCCUGCAGAACUUAUAUCUUUCUUGAGGAGAUUGCCAGAAGAGGUCACUUCGAAAAGAGAAGUUAUAAGUGCUCUUCUCAGAGAAGGAUUUUCUAAAGACGUCGCACAGUGGGUGGUAACUAAUCUUAGACCAAGCGGACCUCCUUCCUCCCCUUCUUCAAAGUUCUCAUGGAUGUUCGAUCUGGAAGGGAUAUCAGAAAUGUACCACUCCUACGAAGAAACUAAUUUAUGGAAAUUCGUGGAGAACGUGCCUCGAGGAGUGCACCUCAACUUCUUGAAAGCAGAGAGGAGUUUGCACAGAUGGGCCUUGGAAGAUCUCCAGAGAAUUCAUGCCGCUGAAGACAUUGCUUCGGAGGAAGGCAGUGGAGUCGAAAUGCACGUCCUAGAAGAUGCAGGCCACUGGGUACAUACUGAUAAUCCAGAUGGUCUCUUCAGGAUUCUUUCACCUUCGUUCCAGGGAUUCAAAUCCUGAUGACAAGCUCUUUGCUCGGCUCAGAUUUUGCCCGAAACAUACCAGUAAUGUGUACAAUAUCAGUUAGAUACGUACGAUUUCGCUAGUGAACUCAAAGUUUAGU
Messenger RNA from Linum trigynum, 1601 nucleotides. Lineage: Eukaryota; Viridiplantae; Streptophyta; Magnoliopsida; Malpighiales; Linaceae. The record is from the annotation of a GenBank genome assembly.